AGUAUGCGUUUGUGCAUGUAGAGAGAGAAAGAGAGUUCUAAGUUUUAAGGAGAAGUGAAGUGAAGAGUCUUGAUCAGUCUUCGUUAACAAGAGAGCUGAGCUUAGUUUUCUCUUUCUUCUUUCUCUUACCAAUACCCAUAUCCCCAGAAAGAUCAAGAAGAAGAAAGCUACCUUCUUCAAUCAAUAUCCCCGCCGCCGGAGAGGAGCCCUUCAGUCGCCGGUUAUUCGUAGGAGCAUCGGAUGUCUAAUCUGAGAUGAAGAAAACCAACUCCAUUACCUUCUUCUUCUUUUUCUUCAUCAUCACCACCUAUGUUCAAGCUGAGAAUGUUGCAUUAGACCCAUCUCUCUCCUUCGAAAAUCCUCGACUCCGAAAUGCAUACAUUGCUUUGCAAGCUUUGAAGCUCGCCAUUCUCUCAGAUCCUCUCAAUCUCACAGCCAACUGGGUUGGAUCUAACGUAUGUACAUACACCGACGUAUACUGUGCACCGCCUCCAGACAAUCCAUCCAUAAGAACAGUCGCCGGAAUCGAUCUCAACCAUGGUGACAUUGCCGGUUAUCUACCGGACGAACUUGGAUUACUUACAGAUCUUGCAUUCUUUCAUAUAAACACUAAUCGUUUCUGCGGCACUGUUCCACACACGUUCAAGAACCUGAAACUUUUGUUUGAACUGGAUCUGAGUAAUAACCGAUUCGCCGGCAAAUUCCCUAAAGUAGUUCUCCGGUUACCAAGUCUGAAGUUUCUAGAUCUCCGGUUCAAUGAAUUCGAAGGUAGCGUUCCACGGGAGUUGUUUAACAAGGAUUUGGACGCUAUUUUCAUCAAUCACAAUAGAUUUCAGUUCGAAUUGCCUGAUAAUUUCGGUAACUCCCCGGUUUCUGUGAUCGUUUUGGCUGAUAAUAAGUUCAAAGGAUGUCUUCCGGCUAGUAUAGGAAACAUGUCGAAUUUGAAUGAGAUUAUUUUCAUGAACAAUGGGUUAAGGUCUUGUAUUCCGUCGGAAGUUGGGUUUUUGAAGAAUUUGACUGUGUUUGAUGUGAGCUUUAAUGAGUUAAUGGGUCCAUUGCCGGAGACAAUCGGGGAGAUGGUAAGCUUGGAGCAGGUUAAUGUUGCGCAUAAUAUGCUUUCUGGGUUUAUUCCGGCGAGUAUUUGUAAGCUUCCCAGGCUUAUCAACUUUACAUAUUCUUAUAAUUUCUUUACGGGUGAGUCGCCGGUUUGUUUGGGCUUGCCGGAGUUUGAUGAUAGACGGAACUGCUUGCCGGAACGGCAGGACCAGCGUUCUACGAAGCAGUGCCAGGCGUUUUUGUCGAGACCUGUGGAUUGUAAUUCGUUUAGGUGUAAGCCUAUUGUGUCGCCGUCUCAGCCUCCUUUUACACCCAUUCCUUUUCCCUCACCGCCUGUUUCUAUUCCUUCUCCGGCGCCAUUGCCAGUUUUUGUGCCGCCACCGCCGCCUACUGGUUUUUUUCCUCCGUCGCCUUCCCCUGUUUAUGUUCCUCCAUCACUGUCCUCGCCGCCACCGCCAUAUUUAUCCUCUCCAUCUCCUCCACCGCCUGUUUAUUCACCACUACCUCCGCCGCCGCCGCCAUAUUUAUCCUCUCCGUCUCCUCCACCACCUGUUUAUUCAUCUCUGCCUCCGCCGCCGCCGCCAUAUUUAUCCUCUCCGUCUCCUCCACCACCUGUUUAUUCAUCUCUGCCUCCGCCGCCGCCUCCAUAUUUAUCCUCUCCAUCUCCUCCACCGCCUGUUUAUUCACCUCCGCCGCCGCCAUAUUUAUCCUCUCCAUCUCCUCCACCGCCUAUUUAUUCAUCUCUGCCUCCUCCACCACCUCUGCCGCCAGUUUAUUCACCUCCGUCACCACCUCUGCCACCAGUUUAUACACCUCCGCCACCGCCACCGCCACAGCCUGUUUAUUCUCAUCCGCCACCGCCUCCGCCUGUUUAUUCUCAUCCGGCACCACCUCCGCCGCCACCACCGCCGGUUUAUUCUCCAACAAAUCCUCCAUACCACUCCCCCUCCCCACCACAAUCAUCUCCGCCGCCUUCGCCCAAUUACUCUAAUUCGCCGCCUCCCCAUUCAUCCCCUGUUGUUCCUUCACAUUCUCCCCAUCAACCGCCUGAUCUUUCCCCUCCAAUUUCGUGCAUCGAAUACCCACCACCGCCGCCAUCACCGGUUCAUUACUUGCCUCCACCAUCACCACCACCACCACCACCGGUGUAUGAAGGGCCAUUGCCACCUAUCUUUGGAGUUCCAUAUGCAUCACCUCCACCACCUCCUUUCUAUUGAUAUGAUUCUUUUUAAAUUAAAAGAUGUGCCUUUUUAUAUUAUAAAUGCAGCCAUUGAUAGACAAUCUUCAUCAAUUACAUAUCAAGAGAGAUCCAAUAUUAUUACCAAAACAAGCAAGAUCACAUUGUUGGAGUUGCUGUGGUUGAAGAAACAGAUCAGAAUUGUAGAUUCUUUCUAUCUAUUACUAUUAUACAUUCAAGAUCUAUGGAGGGUUGUCUCCAUUAGAUAUAUAAAUAUUAUAUAUAUGAGAUUGGUGUGGAUGUUUUGAAAUAAAAUGGUAGAGAUUGAAGUAAA
Messenger RNA from Impatiens glandulifera, 2567 nucleotides. Its product is annotated as leucine-rich repeat extensin-like protein 4. The coding region runs from base 255 to 2273 and encodes 672 amino acids. Lineage: Eukaryota; Viridiplantae; Streptophyta; Magnoliopsida; Ericales; Balsaminaceae. The transcript has a single exon. Gene Ontology annotation, molecular function: protein binding. The record is from RefSeq and is a predicted model, not a curated record.